UGGCGGGGCUGGGACAGAGGUCCGCGGCUGAGGCUAGCGCGGCGGCGGGGCUGGCCCUGGACUCGCGGCCGCCGAGGGGUCCCAGGGGACUCCCGAGGCCCUGUCCCUGGGCCUCAGUGCUUUCAACUGGAGCAGAAGCGACUGGAAGGCAGACCAGCCACCAUGUCGUCGUUCCGACAGGAAGACGUGGAGGACCACUACGAGAUGGGCGAGGAGCUGGGCAGUGGCCAGUUUGCAAUCGUGCGGAAGUGCCGGCAGAAGGGCACUGGAAAGGAGUAUGCGGCCAAGUUCAUCAAGAAGCGCCGCCUGGCGUCCAGCCGGCGUGGUGUCAGCCGGGAGGAGAUCGAGCGGGAGGUGAGCAUCCUGCGGGAGAUCCGGCACCCCAACAUCAUCACUCUGCAUGACGUCUUUGAGAACAAGACGGACGUGGUGCUCAUCCUGGAGCUGGUCUCUGGUGGGGAGCUCUUCGACUUCCUGGCAGAAAAGGAGUCGUUGACCGAGGACGAGGCCACCCAGUUCCUCAAGCAGAUCCUGGAUGGCGUUCACUACCUUCACUCCAAGCGCAUCGCUCAUUUCGACCUUAAGCCAGAAAAUAUCAUGCUUCUGGACAAGAAUGUGCCUGACCCCCGGAUCAAGCUCAUCGACUUUGGCAUUGCCCACAAGAUUGAAGCAGGGAAUGAGUUCAAGAACAUCUUCGGCACCCCGGAGUUUGUGGCUCCUGAGAUUGUCAACUAUGAGCCCCUGGGCCUGGAGGCAGACAUGUGGAGCAUUGGCGUCAUCACCUACAUCCUCCUUAGUGGCGCGUCCCCAUUCCUGGGUGAGACCAAGCAGGAGACCUUGACCAACAUCUCGGCCGUGAACUACGACUUCGACGAGGAGUACUUCAGCAGCACCAGCGAGCUGGCCAAGGACUUCAUCCGCCGGCUGCUUGUCAAAGAUCCCAAGAGGAGAAUGACCAUCGCCCAGAGCCUGGAGCAUUCCUGGAUCAAGGCCAUCCGGCGGCGCAAUGUCCGCAGUGAGGACAGCAGCAAGAAGCCCGAGCGGCGGCGCCUGAAGACCACGCGGCUCAAGGAGUACACCAUCAAGUCGCACUCGAGCAUGCCGCCCAACAACACCUACGCCAACUUCGAGCGCUUCUCCAAGGUGCUGGAGGAGGUGGCGGCCGCCGAGGAGGGGCUGCGCGAGCUGGAGCGCGGCCGCCGGCUGUGCCGCGAGGACGUGGAGGCGCUGACGGCCAUCUACGAGGAGAAAGAGGCCUGGUACAAGGAGGAGAGCGACAGCCUGGGCCAGGACCUGAGGCGGCUGCGGCAGGAGCUGCACAGGACGGAGGCGCUGCAGCGGCAGGCGCAGGAGGAGGCCAGGGGCGCCCUGCUGGGGGCCAGCGGGCUCAAGCGCCGCUUCAGCCGCCUCGAGAACCGCUACGAGGCGCUGGCCAAGCAGGUGGCCUCCGAGAUGCGCUUUGUGCAGGACCUGGUGCGCGCCCUGGAGCAGGAGAAGCUGCAGGGCGGGGAGUGCAGCCUGCGCUAGUGGCCUGGUCACCCCUCUGCAGCCCCAGGGUCACGCCGGCCUGGCCGCCACCCAGGCCACCCUCUCCUCAGCAGGACCACCUCCCCUGUGGCCAGGGCCUUAGCUUCUGCGCAGGCUUGGAAAGGGGCCACCGCCCAGACGGCACUGGCGAUGGUGGGUGUCAUGGCCUGGAGCACUGCCUGGUGGUGGGGGUGGCGGCCAGGGCCCCUGAGCAGGCAGGCAGAAGCUGACAGCCUGGAGUGGUGUCUGUCCGUGGGUUCAUGCUGGGCAGCGGGCCCCAUCCUGUCCAGCAGGUGGCUCUUGAGCCCCAAUCAGCCCUGUCCACAAAUGCUUGCUGUGUGACGUGCCUGGCCUUGUGCUGCGUCCUGAUGAUCAAACUGUGCUGGUGAUUGAUGCCCUUCCCGCUGGUCUGGCCUGGUGCAGCCGCACAGUUCUAUAACCCCAGUGGCUUUAGAGGCUGAGGCAGGAGGAUGCAAGUUCAAAGCCAGCCUCAUCAGCUUAGUGAGACC
Molecule: messenger RNA, 2036 nt
Organism: Marmota flaviventris (yellow-bellied marmot)
Lineage: Eukaryota; Metazoa; Chordata; Mammalia; Rodentia; Sciuridae
Gene: Dapk3
Product: death associated protein kinase 3
Biological process (GO): protein phosphorylation; intracellular signal transduction; positive regulation of apoptotic process
Cellular component (GO): cytoplasm; nucleus
Molecular function (GO): ATP binding; protein serine/threonine kinase activity
Source: RefSeq, a predicted model, not a curated record